Messenger RNA from Scedosporium apiospermum, 3201 nucleotides. Its product is annotated as Peptidase M16 inactive domain-containing protein. Gene Ontology annotation, molecular function: metal ion binding. The coding region runs from base 1 to 3201 and encodes 1066 amino acids. The transcript has 3 exons. NCBI's taxonomy places the organism in Eukaryota, Fungi, Ascomycota, Sordariomycetes, Microascales, Microascaceae. Gene Ontology annotation, biological process: proteolysis. The record is from RefSeq and is a predicted model, not a curated record.
AUGCCUGCAGAAAAGGCAGCCAGCAAUGAUGAUGCUGCCCCGCAGCUACCCGAGGCCAUAGGCCACCUCAAGCAGAAGCUAAGCUUCAAGACUGACUAUGCACCGAGUCGCAUUACUCAGUACGUCUCCGAAAGGAGCGGCAUGCAAGUCUUCGUCGCCGAUCGGAAGGGUCCCAAGGUCGUUGGAAACUUUGCUCUUGCCACCGAAAUCUUCGAUGACUCCGGUGCCCCUCACACACUUGAGCAUCUCGUCUUCAUGGGCUCCAAGAACUACCACUGGAAAGGCCUCCUCGAUAAGCUAGCGUCGCGUGCCUACAGUUCAACCAAUGCUUGGACGGCUACCGACCACACGGCCUAUCUUCUGGACUCGACGGGCUGGGAUGGUUUUGCUCAGAUUCUGCCUUUGUACCUCGAGCACGUCCUCGUCCCCCUCUUGACUGACGAGGCUUGCACCACUGAAGUAUGGCAUGUUGAUGGCGAGGGCAACGAUGCCGGUGUUGUGUACUCGGAGAUGCAGGCGGUUCAGUAUCGAAGUUCGGAGCUCUUGGACAUUGCCGCCCGUCGCCUUUUAUACCCCGAGAGCGUGGGCUACCGCUACGAGACUGGCGGUAUGAUGGAAGCUUUGAGGGUUCUUACGCCGGACAGAAUCCGAGAAUUUCACCGCGAGAUGUACCAACCCCGAAAUCUCUGCGUCAUCGUCGUUGGUGAUGUUGAUCAUUUGAACUUGCUCGAGAUUCUAGAGCAGUUCGAGGAGAGCAUCAAGGAGCACAUCCCGCCCCUGGAUAGUCCCUUCAAAAGGCCCUGGAUCGAGUCCACCCAACCUCCACAGCUUACGGAAACCAGGAUCGAAACGGUGGAAUUCCCCGAGGAGGAUCUCUCUAUGGGCGAACUUACCAUGGCCUAUUUUGGUCCCAAGUACAUCGACCUUGUAGAAUCUACUGCCGUCCAGGUCGUUCUAACCUACCUCUGUGGCUCUUCGGCGUCCAUUCUUGAGAACACCAUUGUCGAGAAGGAGAAGCUUGCAAGCGUGAUCCAAUAUUACACUGAUAACCGGCCUGACAUUGUCAUCUGGAUUCAAGCUUCUGGUGUCGAGACCGAAAACCUCGAAAAGGUUGAGAAGAGGAUCGUUGAUCUAUUGGAGGAGGUCGUUUCCAAGCCACUCGAUAUGGACUACAUGAAGGCGUGCUUUGACAGGGAGAUCCGCCAAAUCAAAUUCCACGCCGAGGAAUCCUACAAUUUCUUCUCCAGCAGCAUUCUAGACGACUACCUCUUCGGCAAUAGGGACGGCUCUACUCUCAAAACUAUGGAGACCCUAAACGAGUACGAGGUGCUGCGAGAGUGGACCGAAGAGCAGUGGAGGGGCUUCAUCAAGAAGUGGCUCGUCGACGCUCACCACGUCUCAGUCUUGGGCAAGCCCUCUGAGAAGUUAGCUUCGAGACUCAAGGAGGAGGAGACGGCAAGGCUUGCGAAGCGGAAAGAAGAGCUUGGCGAAGAAGGACUUGCAGAACUUGCGAAGCGACUCGAGGACGCGAAGGCCAAGAAUGACGUGCGCAUCCCCCCCGAGGUUAUCGCCAAAUGGGAGGUUCCAAGCACCGAGUCCAUCCACUUUAUCAAGUCGACUACGGCUCGCGCAGGAAAGGCCCGAGAACUCGAAACCUUUGACAACAAGGCGCAGGCCAUUAUUGAUCAGAGCGAUAAGGCAAAGUUCCCUCUGUUCCUUCAAUUCGAGCAUGUACCUAGCAACUUUGUUCACAUCACCAUAUACAGUGGCACAAAACGCAUCCCGAUCGAGCUCAAGCCUCUAUUCCCCAUCUUCAACGAAGCAUUCUUCAAUACGCAUGCCACACACAAGGGCAAAGAAAUGACGUUUGAAGAAGUGGUUGUUGAACUCGAGAAGGAGACCAUCAGCUAUCAUAUUGGUUCUUCGCGGCAACUUGGCGACCCCGACGGGUCUGGCAUCAUCUUUGCCAUUGAACCGGAAAAGUACGAGACUGUCAUUGAGUGGAUAAAGACGCUCAUGUUCCAUGCUAGCAUUGAUGAGCAGAGGCUCAAGGCCAUCAUCAGCAAACUCCUCGCUGAUGUUCCCGAAUCCAAGCGUGAAGGCCAACUCAUGGCUAACGAGGUUGUCCUGGCUCACCAUUUCGAAGCCGACACGAUGACAUUGGCUAAGAGAACCUUGGUCAGAGCCGUGUUUCUUAAGCGCCUUAAGAAGCUUCUUGAGGCGGACCCGCAGAAGGUGGUGGACUGGGUCAAAACGGUCUACCGUAGCGUGUUUGUGUCUGGUAAUAUCCGUAUCCUUGUGACAGGCGACGUUGCAAAGAUUCCUAACCCAGUUGCGGUGUGGGAUAUCAUUGGCAAAGAGCUUGCCGCCGACGGCAGCGAAUGCGGCCGAAUGGAGCCCAUUCCCCUCAUGGACGCGUGUCUGUCGGAUGAGGGCAAGAACCCCGGAAACGUCGGCGCCGUCAUCAUUCCGAUGGCGACACUGGACACUUCCUUCAGCGUAUCCACAGCUAAGGGCCUAUCCUCUCUCCACGACCCCCGAUUUCCCGCUCUCCUGGUUGCCAUCGCUUACCUCGAAACGGUCGAGGGCCCUCUAUGGAAAGCCGUCCGCGGUCACGGAUUCGCCUACGGCUCCUAUUUCGGCCGAGACAUCGAGACCGGCCUGAUCCACUACAAGGUGUACCGCUCCCCCUGCGCCACAAAGGCCAUCGCCGCGUCGCAGGAGGCGAUCCGCGAGAUCGCCGAGGGCGACGUGCCGAUCGACCACCACUUCAUGGAGGCGGCGGUGUCGCAGAUCGUCAUGAUGUUCGCUGCCGAGGAGAGCACGAUGGCGGCGGCGGCGCUGCAGAGUUUCCUGCUCGGCGUCGUGAGGGAACUGCCACUCGAUUGGACGGAGAAGGUGCUCGCGCAGGUAAGGGCCGUUACGCCGGAGGAGAUGAAGGCAUCGAUGAGAGAGGUUAUAUUGCCUAUUUUUGAGCCGGGGAAGAGUAAUGUUGUCAUUACUUGUGCUCAUCUUUUGAAGGAUGACAUUGAGAAGGCGUUGGUUGAGGUUGGCUAUAAGACGGAGGUCGAGACUUUAUCGCAUUUCUACGAGGCGUAUGGACUGGAGGGGGAAGAUGCGGAAGAGACGGAGGACGAGGAUGAGGAUGAGGAUGAGGAGGGUUCUGAGUAUGGCUCAGACGACGAAUCCGUGGAGGAUUAG